This is a messenger RNA of Empidonax traillii (willow flycatcher), 1425 nucleotides long. It is a transcript of the gene TIPIN, whose product is annotated as TIMELESS interacting protein. Gene Ontology annotation, molecular function: DNA binding. Gene Ontology annotation, cellular component: nucleus; replication fork protection complex. Gene Ontology annotation, biological process: replication fork arrest; replication fork processing; DNA replication checkpoint signaling. The transcript is spliced from 8 exons. The coding region runs from base 109 to 957 and encodes 282 amino acids. Lineage: Eukaryota; Metazoa; Chordata; Aves; Passeriformes; Tyrannidae. The record is from RefSeq and is a predicted model, not a curated record.
GCCCCCGCCCCGCCCCAGUCCCUGGAAUUCGCUUCGCUGAAGAGCCGGGAAAGGGACUCCUCCUCCAGACCGCCUUUCCAAGAGGGGAAUAAAAGCUGCUUUGUGGCAAUGUUAGAUCCUUUGGAGAACAACCUGUUUGAUCUCCCUGAUUACGAGAACACCGAGGACGAAACAUUCCCACCUCUCCCACCUCCUGCCUCUCCUGGAAGAGACGAUGCUGAGUGGGCUCAGGCUCAUGCAGAUGAGAAGCAGCAGACACAAAGCAAGGACUCUGCUGUGGUCCCACGGAAUGCUCUUAAAAGACCAAGGCCCAAACUGGAUGCCCAGAGGUUAACCUCAGACAGGGGACUGCCAGCCCUGAGACACAUCUUUGACAACGUCAAGUUCAAGGGCAAAGGGCACGAGGCAGAGGACCUGAAGACACUCAUACAGCAUAUGGAGCACUGGGCACACAGACUGUUCCCACAGCUGCAGUUUGAGGAUUUCAUUGACAGAGUGGAGAGUCUGGGAAACAAAAAGGAAGUGCAGACCUGCCUAAAGAGGAUUAGACUUGAUCUUCCUAUUUUACAUGAAGACUACAAAAAUAAUGAAGAAGGAGAAGAGGAAAGCAAUGGACUGGAUGCAGCUGCUGCAGAUGCACAUUCCAGCUCUGGGAAUGCAGAAGAACUGCAAUGCCUGCCUGGCACAGCUCUCACAGAGGAGCAGCAGGAGCGGAUGAAGAAGAACAGGCAGCUGGCACUGGAGAGGAGGCAGGCGAGGCUGCAGGGGCUCAGCCAGGCCCAGCCCAGCCAGGCCCAGCCCAGCCAGGCCCAGCCCAGCGAGCUGCCCCCCAGUUCCUCAGGAGAGGAGCUGCUCACUCAGGAUCCCACUGACCUCACUGAAGAUGCUCCAGUUCCUGCAGCUGCUCUUACAGAGGAUGGAGAUGGAGCGUUGGGAUGUGCCAGGGAAGAGCAGUAGCUGUUCCCACACUCUGGAUGCCUUUUUGACCCACAGACCCUCGUGGUUGAAGUCCUGUCAUUAAACUGAGGUGUUGCUGGCUCGCUGCAUCCACGAGCUCCAGGGCCUUCCUCACCGUGGCACUGCUGGGCUGGGGCAGAGCUCUCCCUGCAAGCUGCAGAUGAGCAGCUCCACACACCAGGAACCACAACAGACUUCUCCAGCUGCACUUAAACCAUCUUUUCCACCUCCCACGACAUUUUUAGGAUAUAUUGAGGUUUUUUACUUACUUUGAAUUUAGUUUAUAAUUUAUGCCAAACUGAAUUACCUCGUAUGUUGACAGGUGAAUUUCUAUUAAAGUUGUGCUGCUUGGGGUUUUUUAACAGCUCUGUUUGGGUCUGAACAGGGGGACUGGAAUUUUUGAACAUGUUUAUGCAGACCUGCAUCUUUUUCUUAUAAAAUUAAAGUUAUUAAAUUUCAGAAGUCAAA